This is a messenger RNA of Amaranthus tricolor (Joseph's coat), 1521 nucleotides long. Its product is annotated as probable uridine nucleosidase 2. Gene Ontology annotation, molecular function: purine nucleosidase activity. Bases 194 to 1168 code for a protein of 324 amino acids. Gene Ontology annotation, cellular component: cytosol. Gene Ontology annotation, biological process: purine nucleoside catabolic process. The transcript has 10 exons. The record is from RefSeq and is a predicted model, not a curated record. Lineage: Eukaryota; Viridiplantae; Streptophyta; Magnoliopsida; Caryophyllales; Amaranthaceae.
AUGUGUCAUGUUAGUAUGUUUGGUUUGACAACCCAUGUCUAUUGGAAUUAUCCUUUAUAAACACCACGUUAAAAUAACCCUCACUCUUCCUGAUCUUCCAUAAUCAUACUAACUUCUCUCAAUUAUUCUCUCAUCUUCGGAAUUAUCAGGCUGUGAUAUUCCCUUACAUAGAGCAAGCAUACAACAGAAAACUAUGGCCGAGUUAGAGUCCAAGAAGCAAAAGCUCAUAAUUGACACUGAUCCUGGCAUUGAUGAUGCAAUGGCAAUAUUUGUGGCAUUGCAAUCACCUAAAGUGGAAGUGAUUGGUCUUACUACUAUAUAUGGCAAUGUCUACACCACUUUAGCAACAAGAAAUGCCUUGCAUUUGUUAGAGGUGGCUGGGAGGACGGAUAUCCCAGUAGCUGAAGGAUCUCAUGUCACAAUCACUAAAGGUACAAAGCUCCGUAUAGCUGACUUUGUUCACGGGACUGAUGGACUGGGCAACCAAAACUUUCCUUCUCCUAAUGGGAAGCCAAUUGAAAAAUCUGCAGCUACGUUCCUUGUCGAGGAAGCCAAGAAGUAUCCUGGAGAAAUUACUGUGGUGGCUCUUGGUCCCCUAACAAAUAUAGCCCUGGCAAUACAACUACAUCCUGAAUUUACGAAAAAUAUAGGAAAAAUUAUUGUUCUUGGUGGAGCUUUUGCUGUGAAUGGCAAUGUGAAUCCUGCAGCAGAAGCUAAUAUCUUUAGUGAUCCAGACUCUGCAGAUAUUGUCUUCACAAGUGGAGCUGAUGUUCUUGCUGUGGGAAUUAAUGUGACUCACCAAGUUAUUUUCACUGAUGCUGAUCGAGAAAAGUUGGCAGCAUCAACUUGUCAUUUGGCUCAGUACCUGUGCAAAAUUUUAGACGUGUAUUAUAAUUACCAUUAUGAUGCAUAUAAUAUAAAAGGUGUGUAUCUUCAUGAUCCUGCUGUCAUGCUUGCUGCUAUAGAUCCUUCCUUAUUUACUUGGACAGAAGGUGUUGUAAGAGUGCAAACGAGUGGCAUUACUAGGGGUCUCACGAUUCUGUAUAACAAACAGAAAAGGUUCGGAGAAGUGACUGAGUGGACAGAUAAGCCUACAGUUAAAGUAGCAGUCACCGUUGAUGGUACAAAAGUGGCCAAAUUGAUCAUGGAUCGUCUUACUAGCUCAUGAAGUAACUGCUAAUUACAAUACUUUCUCUGUAUUAUUGAGUUUGCUAUAUUUCUUCAUAAAAGCUCUUGCAACGGGAAACUAAAUGUUGUUAAAUUUAAUGGGAUAAAAAGAGUAGCUGAUAAGUGAUCUUCCCAUGUUCUUUCCUUUGUUGUUAGUUGAAAAGAAAGACUUUCAGCGCUGCUGCUAGUCUUUGUUUAAUGAGCCGUGUAUCAGCUGCAGAGCCAUUGAUUUAUUGGGGAUUUACAUUUCAGCUGCCCUUGUUUUAGUAUGUCAAGAAAAAAUAAUGCGAUUUUCAUCUCUCUGGAUGUACAUUUAUUCUAAUAUAUUUAUAAUUUAUAAUUUAUAAUUUAUAA